ACCAUUAGCGUCCCGCGCGGGGGGAGCCCCCAGAAGCGGGAAUGCACCACUGCGGCGUCGGAGGGGUGUGGUUGCCAUAGCGACAGGGCUGGGACGCCGCGGCCUAGCGCAGGGCCCGGGCCCGGCGCCUCCUCCCUGCGGUUCCCGCCGAUUCCUCCGAUCCCCCCCGAUUCCCUCUGGUUCCCCAGCACUCCUGGGGACCGUCGGGCCCGGGGGGUACCGUGCUGGUCCCUCUCCAGCAGCCUGUCCCAGUAGGGCGUUCCCUCCAUCCCAGGCUCGGUGACCCCAUCGGUCCCUGGCCUGGUGGCCCCGUUGUUCCCAGGCGUGUCCCCCCGGCCCGGCCCGGCCCGGCCCGCACCAUGGCGCACCUCCUGGGCCACCGCGGCUGCAUGGAGAGCCUGCGGGCCGACCUGCGGGACCUGCAGGCCGCCAUCGCCGACGUGUCCUCCCGGGCUGGCGCCGUGCGCUUCCCCUCCUGGAAGUUCCCCGACAAGGUGUCCUGCGACCUGGACAUGUCGGUGCUGCUGCAGCGCUACAGGCACAGCGAUAGCGACCCCGUGUUCAGCCAGCACGCACACAUGGUGCUGCUGGAGCUGCUCGUAGACAGGCUGCUGCUGCUGCUGCAGAGCUUCACUGGGUACGUGGAGAUGGUGCUGAGCGGGCGGGCGCUGCCGCCGGCGCGGGGCCUGGGGCCCUGCAUGUCCGCGGGGCUCACGGCCAGGACCUUCUGGAGCACCAUGUUGAAACUUGGCGCCUUCUGCCAGCAGCUCCGGGAUGAGGAGAAAGAUUGCAGGCAGGAGACCCCCACACGGCAAUCCACUCCACCCCCUGCUCCCCAGGCUGGGAAACCCGAGAAGGAGCACCUGAAAUGCUCCUUGCCAGAUGUUUUGGAGUCAGGAACUGCCCCAGAAGCUGCCCAGUCCCCUUCUGUGUGCCCAUGUCCCAGUGUCCGUGUGCUGGGCAGCUCAGGCAGCUCCCAGGCCAGGGCUGGCCCCAGCCCAGCUCCGAGCACCCGCAGUGUUCCCACACAGACCUCGGGGUCACCCCUGGGCUCCUGUGACACCUGCUCCAGCACCCAGGCCAGCCUCCACGAGGUGGGCAGAGCCAUCACCAGCAUCUGCCAGAGCCAGAACAUCCCCUCGGCUCUCAGCAAAUUCCAGGAGGUGCUGGAGGACAGCACAGGGAGAAGGAACCUCUCUGCAACAGACGUGAGCUACUGGGCCUCGGCGCAGAGCAAGGACCUCUCCCGGAUCAGCAAACACCUCCAGGGGCUGCUGCAGCAGGUGAACCCUGUGAAGGCUGAGCUGGAAGAGAUGGGCAAACAGAAGGAAAAGCUGCAGAAACAGGUCCACGACUUUUCCAGGAAGCUGCAGAAACAGGUAGAGGACUUUUCCAGGAAGCUGCAGGCAGAGAAGGACACCCAAGCAGAGCAGCAGAGGAAGGCUGAGCAGAGCCUGAAAGCCAAGGACAAGGAGCAUUCCGAGGCUGUGGCCAGGCUGGAGCAGGACAAGGAUGACCUCCGAAGAGGAGCUGCCGUGCUGGAGGAGCGACUCUCGGCCCUGCAGGAGGAGCUGGCAGCGAAGCAGGCGGCUGUGCAGGAGCUGGAGCUCUCCAAGGCCACCUUGCUGGAGGAGGUGAGGACCACGGUGGUGGCCCAGAGCCAGAUGCUGGAGCUGGAGGAGAAGGUCCAGGUGCUCAUAAGCCAGAGGGACAGCCUGGACCAGGAGCUGAGUGCCACCAGCAUGCAGCUGGAGAAGGAGAAGGUCCGUGUGGAGAGCAUGUUCCGGCACGAGGAGUCCCUGCAGGCCAAGCAGAGGAGCCUGCUGCAGCAGCUGGACAGCCUGGACCAGGAGCGUGAGGAGCUGCAGGCCAGCCUGGGAGAGGCCGAGGAGGAGAAGGCCCGGCUGGCGGAGCAGCUGGAGCAGAGCCAGGAGCAGAGUGGGAAACAGCUCCAGGUACAGCAGGAGCUGCUGGACACGCUGCAGCAGGAGAAGCUGGCCCUGGAGCAAUGCAUCCUGGAGCUGCAGGCGAACACAUCUCAGCUGGAGGAACAGGCACAGGAGCUGAGGGAGCGGGAAAGGCUUCUGGUGUUCUUCCCUGACCUCCACAUCCCCACUGAGACGCAGUUUGAGAGCAGUGGGAACUUGACAGAGGACAUGGAGAGUCAGCUCCAGGCCAACAACAUCCGGAUUGAGGUGCUGCAGCGGGAGAACGCGCAGCUCGAGGCUCUGCUCACCAAGGUGAAGGUGGCUGCUGAGCAGGGCAUGCUCAAGCUUGUCCCACAGGCCCAGCUGGGGUCCCAGCUCCACAGGGAGGCCAGCAGGCAGGACACUGGCUUCUCUGCUGAGCACAGGUGGCUCAGCAGCAGAAGCAGCAGGAACAGCACAGGGAUGUCGGGAUGCAUUGACAAGGCCUGGCAUGGAGCAGCCAGCAACCAGCACUCCAAGCAGCUCCGGGCAGAGCCCACAUUCCAGGGCAAGCCCUGCCUAACACUCCCAGUGCGCCGCCUGGUGCUUGGCCUCCCCUCACACCCCACCGGGGCUAACCGCAAAUAAACAUUUAUCAGUCUGCA
This is a messenger RNA of Corvus hawaiiensis (hawaiian crow), 2572 nucleotides long. It is a transcript of the gene CCDC157, whose product is annotated as coiled-coil domain containing 157. The transcript is spliced from 10 exons. Bases 360 to 2555 code for a protein of 731 amino acids. The record is from RefSeq and is a predicted model, not a curated record. Lineage: Eukaryota; Metazoa; Chordata; Aves; Passeriformes; Corvidae.